AUGGGAGAAAUUGCUGGAAUUUUAAUGACUUCUGGAGGAUGCAUUGCAGUACAAUCUAGACAUACAGUGCCUAUAACUGUUGCUCACAGCUUGUGUCGAGAAUUAAUAAGCAGCUUGGCGAAAAAUGAAGAACAGGAAAAAAAUGGGCAAGUGAUAAUGAAAACAUUUCGUGGGCAUUAUGUAAUAAGCAAUGAUGUAUAGCUAAUUAAUUUAUUUUAAAUAAAUAAUAAACCAAUAAUUUAUAUAAACAAUUUAUUUUAAUUUAGUAUAGUGAUAAUGGUAUUCGCAACAAUUACAGAAAAUCCAUUUGUAGCUGAAGAUUGUUUAGCAAAAAUCAAAGAAAUUUUGCUUACUCUCAGCAAAGGUAACGAAAUAAAGCCUGAAAAUUUAAUUAAAAAAAUCACAGAAAUCAAUUAUGCUUUAGAAGACUGCUUAUACUCCUUAAACCCCUAUGGACGGCUCGGAAAAUGCGAAUUAUUUUCUAUUUCAAAGCCUCUGCAAAACUGUUUUUCUGUCCUGCAAAGCCAAAACUCCAAUCUAAUUUAUAACAGCAAGCCAUGAACUGACGAGGACAAUAUUUUAACUUCAGCCAGGGCUAAAGCACAAAACCAGCUUAAACACGAAGAAAAAUUAAUUUCAUUGAAAUUCACAUUUCCUAUACAGUCAGACAUCCAACCACCUCAAGCCAUGGUUCAUCCAUUUGCUUAUCAAUUUAUCGAAGAAAACGCUCCCAUUCUAACCCCCUCAAACUCAAAAGUAAUAGAGCCUGGCCCAUCUUCCACUGAUUUAUCAUUUUUACCAUCAACUCCUAUGCAAAAUCAGCAGAAAAAAACAGCCCAAAUUCCUCAAAUUAAACCUAACUUAAGAAUCACAAUAAUGGUAAGAUGUAACCAGUUUACAGGAAAAGGCUUUAGUUGCAUUUCAGGAUAACAAAAUUAGAAACAUGAGAGUUGUAGGUCAAUUAGGCUUGGAAGUCCCAGAUUUGGCAGCAGCUUUUCAAGAGUCAAGCUUAAGGAUUAAGAUGACAAAUAUAAAUUGGGAUGAUAAGACAAAAAUAGCGAAAAGAAUGUGUGUGGAAGGGAUUGAAGAAAUCGACCCUUAUUUGUAUAAAGUUAAAUUGGGAAAUUUUGAAAAAUCAAGCGCGAUUAUUGAGUAUAUUGAGAUUGAUUGUAUUGGGGUGAGAAAAAAUAAAAUUAAGCACUAAAAAUAGUAGGGAUAAAAAUCAAUUGUGAUAUAUUCAUUAAAAUAUAAAAUAUAUCGUAGCACCCACAACGAUCAAUAUAAAAAAUUUCCCUUUGUAUACAGCUUAUAAUAUGUCACAAACGUCAGAAGUUGAGCAUUUAUUACAGUUAAAAUACCAAGUUAAUCAGAAUUGGAAAAGUUCUCUUGAAGAUAUAAAUUUCACGAUUGCGUUGACUGACUCACAAGCUGUGCUUAUUGAAGCUAACUCAAGAGGAGAAUUAACUACAGGAAAUUUGGAAUGAAAAUCAUCAAAAUUAACGACUUCACAGAAAGGGAUUCUUGAAGCAAGAAUUAAUUCGAGGCUAGUCUGUGGCAUAGAUCAUAUUAAAAUUUCAUUUAAAUCUAGAGAAACUUUGCUAUCUGAUAUAGAUGCGGUUUAUUCUCAAGAAAAUGAAAUUGAGAGCACACCAGCUUCCAAAAGGCUGCUAGUAGAAGUAAUUAUAUCCCCAAAUUCUUAA
Molecule: messenger RNA, 1700 nt
Organism: Blepharisma stoltei
Lineage: Eukaryota; Ciliophora; Heterotrichea; Heterotrichida; Blepharismidae
Source: the annotation of a GenBank genome assembly